AUGGAGAUGUUUCUGACACUUGUCUCUGCUGAAAAUCUGCAGACUCAGCUUCAAAAGCUUUCCUUCCACAAAGCUGUAAGUGAAGGGUUGGGGUCCCGAGCCGUCCCCCAGACACCCCACACUUUCCCCGUGGCCACACCCCUGGGGGAGGGGCGAUCCCGGGACUCUGCCCGCCAGAAGCCUUGCCCCUUUCCCUGGAAGUUCUGUUACCCUCAAGGCAUUAUGGGAAUUAUGGAAGCUUGCUGGGAGGAUGGGAAUCAAAUCUGUGCCCCGGCGAGACUUAUCAAUGGCGGCAUGGCAGGGUUGGUGGGAGUGACCUGUGUGUUCCCCAUUGACUUGGCCAAGACCCGGCUGCAGAACCAGCAUGGAAAGAUGGUCUACAGAGGAAUUGUUGACUGCCUGGUGAAGACUAUGGGCGCAGAAGGAUUUUUUGGCAUGUAUCGAGGAGUAGCAGUGAACCUAGCCUUAGUCACUCUGGAGAAAGGCAUCAAGCUGGCAGCCAAUGACUACUUCCGAGAGCUACUCUUCGUAGACGGGUCAAAAAAGAAUCUGCUGAAGGAGAUGCUGGCUGGCUGUGGAGCUGGGAUGUGCCAGGCUGUGAUUACCUCUCCCAUGGAAAUGCUGAAGAUUCAGCUGCAGGAUGCCGGACGACUGGCUGUGAACCAACAGAGGUCAUUCACAUCAGCAGCUUCCCUCAUCAGGCCCUAUAUCACGGACUCUGUCUCCACUACUAAGCAUCCUUCUGCCGUCGUCAUCACCUGGGAACUCUAUCGUGCCCAAGGCCUGAGGGGCCUCUAUAGGGGUUUUGGUGCCACUCUGAUGAGGGAUAUUCCUUUUUCAGUCAUCUAUUUUCCCCUGUUUGCCAACCUCAACAAUCUGGGGCUCAAUGAAGCUACUGGGAAGGCCCCCUUUACAUUCUCUUUUGCCUCUGGUUGCUUAGCAGGAUCCGUGGCAGCUAUUGUGGUGACGCCCUUCGAUGUUUUGAAAACACGAAUUCAGACUCUCAGGAAAAGUCUGGGGGACGAAAACUAUAACGGGAUUGUCGACUGUGCCAGGAAAAUCUGGACUCAGGAAGGACCUGCUGCCUUCAUGAAAGGAGCUGGUUGCCGGACCCUUGUCAUAGCACCUCUUUUUGGUAUUGCCCAAGCUGUCUAUUUCAUGGGUAUUGGAGAAAAGAUCUUAACAUUUUUCUUUAGAUAA
Molecule: messenger RNA, 1200 nt
Organism: Gracilinanus agilis (Agile Gracile Mouse Opossum)
Lineage: Eukaryota; Metazoa; Chordata; Mammalia; Didelphimorphia; Didelphidae
Gene: SLC25A18
Product: solute carrier family 25 member 18
Biological process (GO): aspartate transmembrane transport; malate-aspartate shuttle; L-glutamate transmembrane transport
Molecular function (GO): L-glutamate transmembrane transporter activity; L-aspartate transmembrane transporter activity
Source: RefSeq, a predicted model, not a curated record